AAACAACAUUACAAUAUUUUGAAAUAUGUCACAUCUUGUUGAAGAUUGUCUUAGGAUUAUUUUUACUAAAUUGCAAUAUGAUUCAAAUUCUUUAUAUUCAUGUAUUUUGGUGAAUAGUCUUUGGUGUAUGAUAGGAGUACAAAUAUUAUGGAAAAAUCCUUAUGAGACUCUUAAUAAUCGUAAUCAAUAUAAUAAAUUUUUUAACACAAUAAUUUACUUAUUACCAGCAUCUUCAAAGAAAUUAUUAAAUGAAAAUAAUGUUGUUACACUUUCGAUUCCUUUUUCAACAAACAAACCAUUAUUCAAUUACAUUAGUUUUUCUUCCAAAAUUUCAUCAGAACUUAUAUAUAAUAUGGGGCUUGCAUUAAUUAAUGAAGUACUUAAUUCUUAUGAAUAUCAGGAAAAGUAUAAAAUAUUGGAACAAGAAAUUUACAAAUUAUUGAUUAGUAAUUGCAAAAAUAUAACAGACUUUAAUUGGUUUACAACAUUGCCUUUAUAUCAAUAUCCUGGGGCAUCAACUUUCUUUUCUCAGCUGCGUACCCUUGAUAUUGAAUGUAAUCAAAGUUUGGAUUCAGAAAAACUGUUAGGAAUGGCACAAAUUUGUCAAAAUAUCGAAAUUUUGAAAAUAUGGUAUUAUGGAAGGGACAUUCCAGGAUUAAUUUUUUACGCUCAAAUUUCUGUAUAA
Rhizophagus irregularis DAOM 181602=DAOM 197198 is the source of this 685-nucleotide messenger RNA. RefSeq lists its product as uncharacterized. The record is from RefSeq and is a predicted model, not a curated record. Lineage: Eukaryota; Fungi; Glomeromycota; Glomeromycetes; Glomerales; Glomeraceae.